UGUCACAAGUCACUUAUCAUCGGUUCGUCAUUCAUUGUCCUUUUUUGGAUAAAAAAUUCCAGUAAGUAUCCGCAUAACACCAAAUGGCUCAAUUUUCAUCCAGUUAUGCUUAUUAAAAAUCCAAAACCGGCUGUAAGAAAGUGGCUAAAACGAGGGGCUGUGGCGUUAUUCGUUAUAGAAGGAGCAAGUUUUGUUGGAAGCUAUUUUCUUUGGUAUAGAGUCAACACAGAUAGAGAUACAAGAAAGUAUUUAUACCAGAAUUAUCCAUCAGUUUUGGAAGCAUACUAUAAAAUUGGAGAAACAUUUGAUUCCCAAAAUCAAAUAAGACAAAUUGAUUUGGCUUACUGGAAUAAGGAAUCUUAAUGGCAUCUAGACUUGUUAGAUCAUUAUUCUGGUUAGUUGCUUGUGGAGGUGUCAGUUAUGGUCUUUUAAUUUUGACUACACCAACAGAAGAAGACAUCAGAAAAAGAAAA
This is a messenger RNA of Diabrotica virgifera virgifera (western corn rootworm), 473 nucleotides long. Its product is annotated as protein CEBPZOS. The transcript has 2 exons. NCBI's taxonomy places the organism in Eukaryota, Metazoa, Arthropoda, Insecta, Coleoptera, Chrysomelidae. Bases 106 to 363 code for a protein of 85 amino acids. The record is from RefSeq and is a predicted model, not a curated record.